Molecule: messenger RNA, 9108 nt
Organism: Anopheles cruzii
Lineage: Eukaryota; Metazoa; Arthropoda; Insecta; Diptera; Culicidae
Gene: Smr
Exons: 13
Coding region: 1-9009 (3002 amino acids)
Biological process (GO): regulation of transcription by RNA polymerase II
Source: RefSeq, a predicted model, not a curated record
AUGGAAGCAGCGGCCAUUCGUUCAAUGCAGCAGGUCGGGCCAACCGGUCAGCGAACCGAUUCUGGCCCUGGCCCUUCACCGCAGCCACCCCCACCGGGAAUGUCUUACCAACAACGUGUGCAAACGGCAGCGGCUGCCCAAAUUCAUCGAUCCGUUGAAACGACGCAGAGCUAUAGCAAAGGUGGACCGACACCGUCGCAGUCGGUGCCCAGAUCGGCAACAAGCCCACUGUCUCCGCCCCGGCCUGGGCCGGGUGCUGCAGGGGCCGCCAGUUACCCGUCGUACGGAGGCGUUCCGGCGCGUGAGGCACCGAUGCGGUACGUCCAGAACACUGCGUACGGUGGGUCGACUUACGUAAGAGAUGGCCCGUUUUCUCGAGCGUCGCAGGUCCAGCCGGUUGUCACAGAAUACCGGCAGGGCGUCGCACCGCCGAUCCUCGGGGUGGCCAACGUAGUGUCGAACAGCAUGCCGACAUCGAUCGCCAUUGUGAACAGCAUGGACGUGGUGCCCCUACAUGCGGUGGCUCACCACCAGCAGCAGCAGCAGGUGUCCACGGUAAUGGCACCGCAGUCAUCGUCAAUUGCGCAGCAAAACAGUGGACCCCUGUCGCAAUCCUCUCUGAUGGUGGCGUCCGUACAGCAGGCACCGCAGCCGCAGCUGGUCAUGCAACAAGCUCCUCCUCAGCCGCUGCAAUCGACGAGACCGCGCAUUUCUCUACUUCACCCGAACCCGGAUUACCAUCUGCAGGCGACGCGUUCGGUUGUGUCAACGGUGGUCGCUCCCGAUAGCACAGGUCCUCCCGCAUUUAAAAAGAUUCGGCUGAACGAGGUCGUUGGACCGCAACAGGUGAUGGGCACCGUAGGCACAGCAGUGAACAGUGCGACGACCUUGCUGAAGGUGGACACCCGGGAGCCUCCAGUGGUGAUGGUCCCGUCCGGUGCCUACCAUCCGCAGGUGGAAGCCAUCUCCCCGACACUGCCCAGUGACCCGAUGGAGGAGCUGAGGGCCACCAAGGAUGAGCUGCUGCAGCAGAUAGCCAAGGUGGACAACGAUAUAGACAAGGCUGAGAAGAAAAUUGCGUCGCUGAAGAAGAAACAGGAGUCCUUGGAGGAGGCUUCGGCCAAGCCGGCCGUGGAGGAGAGUUCGUCCGAGGCACAACCCAAGCAUCGCAACCUUGUGCAGAAGAUCUAUGCCGAAAAUCGCAAGCGCGCGUCUGCAGCCCAUGCCGUCCUUAGUUCGUUGGGCUCGUUCGGCGUCGAUCUGCCGCUUUACAAUCAACCGUCGGACUCGGAGGUGUGCCGUGAGAUACAGGAGCGCCAUCGAAUGUUCAAGGAUCGCCUUUUGGGGCACUUCCGCAAAAUUAAGUCCGAGCGUGCCGCGAAGCAGUGCGAAAUGACGGAGCGGUACGCCCAACUGUCGCAGGAUUGGGCAAAGCGGGUUGACAAGAUGGAAGGGAGCGCCAAGCGGAAGGCGAAGGAAGCCAAGAACCGAGAGUUCUUUGAGAAGGUGUUCCCGGAGCUUCGAAAGCAGCGGGAAGAUAAGGAACGAUUUAAUCGUGUAGGUUCUAGAAUUAAAUCAGAAGCGGACCUUGAAGAAAUCAUGGAUGGACUUCAAGAACAAGCCAUGGAGGAUAAGAAGAUGCGCUCGUAUGCUGUGAUUCCACCUUUAAUGUUAGACUCCAGACAAAGAAGGCUAGUGUUUAAUAAUGAAAAUGGAGCGCUGAUAGACAUGGAAACGGAAUUCAAGGAGCGAUUGAACCUUAACGUGUGGACGUCCGGUGAAAAGGAAAUUUUUCGAGAGAAAUUUUUACAGCAUUCUAAAAACUUUGCUAUGAUCGCAGCCAGCUUGGAUCGGAAAAGCGCGCAGGAUUGUGUACGAUAUUACUACCUCAGUAAGAAGACGGAAAAUUACAAGCAACUGCUAAGGAAGUCCCGGCAGCGAACGAGAAGCUCUAGAAACCCGGCGAAAUCAAACCAGCAGCAAACACAAUCGAUAGUGGAUGCGAUGACAACUGGUGUUACGACAAGACUACAACGUGAACAACAACAAAAGACUGUAGGCCGUGAUCGUGCCGCGAAUUCAACAAAUAGUACGAUAGGAAAUAAUGCAUCAUCCGCAGUUGGUGGUACUGUAACGACGAAUUCGUCUAACACAGCGUCGACAAGUACCAACAAUGGUAGCAACAACAGUAGCAACAAUAAUAAUGCCAGCAGCAACAGUAGUAGUAACAGCACAGGCAGUAGUAGUAGCAGCAUUAGUAGUAAUAGUAUCAAUGUGAACCUUGGUACCGCUACUAGCACCAGCAGCGUUCUGAACAACAAUGGCGGCUCCAGUUGCAAUUCUAUUUCCACACCGAUGGCUAUUUCGGGUAGUAGUAGUACUGUUGCUCCGAUGCCUCCGUCAACCUCCGGCACAACUAAUGCCAGUAGCGGCAGCGGAAACAAAGCGGCCACCGUCAACAGUAGCAUAGUAACUAACUGUAACGACAGCAGUGCAAACGGCAGUCGUACCAGCGACGGCUCUCCACAGAUUGCUAAAGACAGCGAACUGAGCACUGCAUCAGUGGGAGUGAUGCCGUCGAGCAGUUCUCUGUCGCAACCGUCUGCCGCAUCACUCGGUGGCCCACCUAGCAUACGAGGAGGUGGUGUAUCAUCGCCGAAUUGUGCAUCCGCCCUCACCACUGUUUCUGCUGGCGCCACAGCAUCGGCAGCUUCUUCCGUGCUGUUUGAUGCAACCCAGAAAGCUGUUGCCGGAACUGCAAGCAAUAGCUCCGUCGAAACGGCUGGUGGUACGUAUAGGCCACCACCGACCACGAUUACGCUGCCGAUAAAUGGUGUGAAAACCGAAUUGCUAGUGACGAAUCCGGCGGCGAUACUUGGCGAAGUCGGAGCACCUGUAUCGUCCGUUUCCUCUACUGCUUCGACUGUGGAAUUAACGCUUGGUUCGGUGGUGGCCAGUGUCGUUAGCAGUAAGCUGAACAACGUUAAAGAUGAGCUUCACCUCAGGGAAGAGACUGAAUCGAGCGAACCGUUAAAUAAACGGAAGGACGAAAUCGCUAACGAUGUUGGUGGUGCCGACGGUGGCCAAGACGAUAAAGAUAAAUCAUCAGCGACGGGACCACUAUACACGUGUUUCAUCUGCAAAACGGAACUGUGCUCACGAACGCGACCCCUCGAGCGGAGCCGCGCGGCUCAGUACAGCAUCCCGGAGUCGGAAAUACCGCCCGGGGCGCGGAUCUGCAACAGCUGCCAGUGCAAAUCGGUGAAGUCACGCUACACCCACUGCCCGCUGCCAACCUGCCCCAACCCGAAGGACCGCGUGAAGCGGUUCCGCAACCUGCCCCCGCGGCUGUUCGAGCUGGCGCCCGAGAUUCGGGAUCCGAUCGUGCAGGAGCUGCAAAUUCCGGCCAACGUGAGCAAAUGCUGUUCGGCUUGCUUGACGCGCAUCCGGCGCAAGAUGGGCUCGCACCUGCUCGGUAGUACCAGUCUGACGGACGAGGAGAUGGAACGGUUCAAGAAGCUGCUCCAGGAGCAAGGUCCCAAGUGGACCCAGCUGGCGGAAUCGCUGGCAAAGCCACCGCUGGCGCUCAAGACGUGCUACUUUCACUACAAGAAAAAGUAUGGCCUCGAUGUAGCGCUCAACGAGUACUACAAGCAGCACCCGAGCGAGGACCGCCGGUCGGCAAUGACGGACGGCGAUGAGUCGGAUCUCAGCGGGGGCUCGUCCUCGUCGGACGAGCGCGAUGCUAGCAGUGAUACGACAGCAUCGGCCGAAAGUCCCACGAGCGGCAGCAGCAGUGGCGGCGCGGUGGUGGGCAGCGGUAACCUCAUCGCUGUGUGCAGCGUGUCCGCCACGGUGACGAGUAGCACCACCGGCAGCGUUGUCGACGUGCUGGGACGAUCCGCCGCCGAAGGAGCAGCGUCGUCUGCUGCCAUGGUCGGCAUGCAACCAACGGACGGGGGAGCUGGUAACAUCGCCAAGGUGGAAGACGGUCGCAUAGUGCUGGGCGUCGGACCGGCGAGCGUCGGAAGCAGCAACCGUGGGAGCAGUGGGAGCGGCAGCGAGACGGCUAUCUCCCUGGCGGCCCCUCCGGCCAAGGCGACCAAUGCAGUGUCCGUUUCGUCGACGAGUGCUGCGUUCGAGGACGAUCGUUUGUUGCCCCCCGGGCAACCGCAACCGCGCAAACCGCUGCGGCACACGGAGGAGUACGAUAGUUCGGCCACGGAAACGGCCGACGAAGAGAACGAAUCUUCGCCGGCGAAUCGACACAGUCCCAAGGUUGCGCUACAUCAUCCGCUGCCGCACCCGCACUAUCCGCCACCGUUGCACCAUAAUUCCAGUCUUUCCUUGCUGCACAACUCCACGCAGCAGCCGCCUCCGCACCAGCACCAGCACCCGCCGCCACAACAGCAACCAAAUGGUCCGCCGCGGUCGAUGGUCACCGGCAGUGAUAUCAGUUCGCCUCAAAACGUUCGCGACGUGAUGUUGAACGUUAUUGAGCGAUCGCUCAAGAACAACUCGUUGGCCACGGGAGGAAAACCACCGCCGCCAGGUUUGCGAGAUCUUCAGUUUGGCGGUUCCACCGGGGCCGGUGGUUCAACGUCAUCGUCUCCGGCGGCCGGCGCGGCGUCAGGCGUGCGCGACUAUCGUGACAGUCCCAAGGGGCACGCUGGCGGUGCUCCGACCGUACCGGGAGUAAAUGCACCCCCGGUAUCGGCUGGUCCAGGGGCUCCCGCAGUCCAGCAGCUGUCGACGCCCGUGUCGUCCAUGGGCGUCACGGUUGUCAAUUCGCAUGGGCAGAUAAUUUCUCAGCCCGGCGUACAACAAACGCAACACACGCCGAUUCCGCCACCGCUCGUGUCCCAUCCAUCGGUCCAUGGCUCGCUGAAUCAUCCGCUGGGUGGUCAGAUUCCGGCCACGAUUACUCCGAUUUCGCAUCCGAUCCAUCAGUCGGUGCAAUCGGCUGCCCUCAACGCCGGGCUACGAUCGAACGAUGAACCUCAGACGCUGGAUUUGAGUAUCAAGAAAACGCCACGAUCGGUAGCCUCGGAUAUCGGCACCGGUGGUGGUGGUGGUACGGGCUCAAUAAGCGCCAAAGCCCAGGAGGUCAGCUUUCCACCGCCACCGGCACACAGCCAUAACAGUAACAAUCACCAUGGCUCGAGUUCUGGCGCCGGUGGUGGUACGAGCAACAGCAACAGCCUUAUCAACAGUGUUGGUGGUGGUGGUGGUAGCCUUGGCGGCAACAAGUUCCUCUUGGGUCUGUCAGGGCCACACAACACGUUCGGUGCGGGCGGUGCCGUGACCGUUUAUCGCACCGACAAUGCAUUUCCGGGGCCCAACAUUCCAGCGACGGCACCAUCGGUCGGAUCGGCGGCUUACGUGAGCUACCUGCCGGUAGUGGGCGGUGCCUCGGACGUAAUGGGCCGUCCGUUGACGAAGUCGCCCUCGGGUACGACGUACCUUACGAUCCCGCUGGGGCCUUCGUCGAGUGGCGGUGUGGUUCCGCUGCAAGUGGCAGGCAGACAAACGUCGAUCACGUCGCACACUCCACCGCCGUCUUCGCUGCCACCGCCCGGUAGCGGGGGACUGAAGGGCAAAAGCACGCCCAAGCUGAGCCCCAAAAUGUCAUCCGGUGGCGCUGGCGGUGGAAGCGCCAGUGGCGCCAGCUUGGGCCCUAAGGGUGGUUCGAUUACCCACGGCACGCCCGUAAGCCAGCAGUCGCAGCAACAACCGCAAAUCAUCCUCCAGGGGCAGCCGGCGGGCGCGACCACGCUAAGUCCACGGUACGAAAAUCAUCUUCUCCGGCAAACACCACCGUCCUCCGUGGGCGGCGGUGGACGGCCGGGUGCAUCGUCGUCGCCGAUCAUUGCGAACGAGAAGUUCAUCGGUUCGAUCACCCACGGAACGCCGGUACACGGUGGCGGCGGAAGCGGCUUGCUUCCGGACAAGCGCAACUCAAACCAAGGGCCCGGCUCCGCGUACGACUACAAGAUGGUAAAUCGUCAAAGUCCCGCCCAAAUUGUGCCGGGUGUCGGUGGGGUUCAUGUGUUGGCCUCGCAGUUUCCGCCCUACGGUGCACGAAGUGCUAGUACCGGUCCGGCUGGCAAUGGUGGCCCCGGUGGCCCCGGUGGCCCCGGUGGGCCCGGUGGGCCCAAUGUGCCUGCAUACGCUCCACUUGACAACACUUCGCAGCAGUUAAGCUCACGGCAGAUCAUCUUGAACGAUUACAUUACCUCCCAGCAGAUGCAAGGCCGCAGUGGCGUGGCAAACAGUGGCGGUGCGGGUCCCAUUGGGCCAUCGGGAGUACCGAUGGUGGUUGCACCAAGCAGUGGCUCACGGUCAGGAAAGGAAUCACCCUCGUCACGCGGUGGCACCGGUCCCUCGUUGCCUCCCGGCUCCAUAUACGGGCUCGUCGGUAGCAGCGUGGGACCGCCGGGUGUCGUUACCAGACAGGGGCCCAAUGACUACCUCAGCCGCGCUUCGCCCGCCGCAGACCAUGUCAACCGAAUCUCACCGGUGUACGGACAGAAUACAUCGAGUCCCCAUCGAACGCCUCCUCCACCGCAACGGCAGGGUGUCAUCCAACGGCACAACACUGGCAGCAGUAACAGCAACAGCAGCAGUAGCAACAGCAGUGUUGGAAACUCUGGCGGAGGACCGGGCAGUGGCAUCAGCAGCGGAAACGCUAGUUCCUGCAAACCGCCAAGCCCCGCACCGGCCAGAUAUCUCCUGCAGCCUCCGCCACCACCCGUUUCCCAACACUAUCUGCAGGAUGGCUUCACUUCCUUCGUAGAUUUGGCCGUACAGCAGCCUCCGAUGACGGUUCCGCACAAGGAUGAUAACAAACGUACGAUCAUCGAACAGCACGCCCCGCUGACGGUCGGCCCGAUCGGUUCCCAUCACCACGACAUCCGCUACCACCAUCCAAGCAUGAUUCAGCUGCACCAUCAACAGCACCAGCAAGCGGCCGCAGCUGCCGCGGCCGCAGCCCAGCAUCAUCAGCAUCUGCGCCAGCAGCAGCAGCAACAGCAGCAGCAGAUUGAUCUGCAACGUCGGCAUCAGCAGCAACACUCACCUUUGCAUCCAUCGCUUCAGCAGCUGGGGUACGCACGCGAAUCGCACCUAGACCAUCGGGACCGGCGUGAGGAGAUGCAUUUCCGGGAGCGAGCCGAACUGGAGCGCACGAUUUUGGUUGAGCGGGCCGAGCGCGAAAGGGAACGGGAGCGGGAACGCGAUCGGGAACGGGAGCGUGAGCGGGAGCGCGAGAAUGAAAGGGCGCGUGAACGGGAGCGUGAGCGGGAGCGCGAACGAGACCAGCGCGAACGGCGUGACCAUAUCGAAAGGGAGCGCGAGCGCGAGAGGGAACGGGAGCGUGACCGCGAUCGUGAGCGGCUGGAACGACACCAGGAAGCGGACGAUCGCCGUCGGAAGCAGCAGCACUACGAAGGAUUUGUGCCAGACCGUCGGGAAAGAUCAAUCGAUCUUGUCGGUGUUCGGAACACUUCUGAUGGGUCGCUAACAGCAGCGAACUUGAUUGACGCAAUCAUAACCCAUCAAAUUAGUCAAACGGCUGUCGAUCCUCCUUUACCGUCGAGUCGGGACCCGCAUCGUUCGGCUUAUUUUCCUUCGCGCGAUCACCGGUCAUCGGCUGUGCAAGCUAUGAGUGAGAACAACGGUAGCAAAUCUCACUCGCCCAACGUGAUCAACAUUGAUCUGGACCCGGAAUCGGCGAUGCACCACCAUCACCGGCGUGACGCUGGGGCUGUGGUUAGUGGGAACAACGUGGGUGGCCUGAAAAAUAUUACGAUUGGCGAACUGGCCGAGUCGAUCAUUACCAAUGAUUACACGACGAGCCCGAACCCGUUUUUGGCGCUACGCCCACCGACCAUUCCUUACGGUGCCGCCGGUACUUCGGGAGCCGAGUCCAUACUUGUGGCUGACCAGUGGAAGCAUCGUCGUCCUGCGGCGGUAACAACGCCUGGCAAGGAGGAAACUAUGCAAAAGCAGCACGAUGCGCAAAAAGGGCCCGGUCGGCAUACGCCGCAUGAUCGGCACAUCAUUCGCCUGGCCCAGUCGCCGGGACCACGGAAUAAAUUUCACGAGUCCGUGUCUCCGGACGCAUCCUCAUUCUACCACCCGGGACCAACGCUAGGCCGCGUUGGUGGAGCAAGCACCAACCCUGGUGCUGGUGGUACUGUGGGCGUGCGAGAUAACUUUGCGCUUGAUUUUUACGUAAAAAACCGUAUCGUCGAAGCCAUGCGCACGGAAGAUGGAGGCCAGCGCGUUUCCGAUCCCUCGAUGGUCGUGCUGGUGGAUGGAGCUGGUGGCCGUAACGAACGGCAACAGUCACCGAGAAGCUUUCAUAACCACUCUCCCCAUCGCCAAUCACCGGCGCACCAUCAAGUAAAAGAGUUGACCGUGGAUCGCAGCGGAACACCGGUGACAGGCGGCGGCGGUGGCGGCGACGGGCAGCCAGCGUCACGCGAUGAACAGUCUUCUCCGCACGUUACGUCGUUAUCGGUGCCAGCUUCUUCGGUUGCAGCUGCAACGACAGCGAGUGUGGCCACGUCACUGGUCAGCUCGAUCGUGCACAAUGCGUACCAUCAGCAAUCGAUCACAACGUUCACUACACCGCCAACGUAUGCCUAUCCGUUCAGUGCUCUCACCGUGGCCGGCGGAGCGCCCACUUUGCCGGUACCGCUAGUAGGGCCAACAUCGGGUCACGCCACCAUGUCGCUGUCGUCGUCCACGUCAUCGAAGUCCGGUUCGAUUGGCGGCGGUAGUGGCAUCAACAGCAACAGUGGCAACACACCCGUUGGACUUAAGACCGGCAACAGUAUGUCGUUAAGUAUUAGCGGGGCUGCCGGUAGCAACGCCAGCGUGAACAAUGCUGGAAGCAUGGGAAGUAGCGGUAGUGUUUUGGUUGACGAUCGACACCAUCCGACAGUUCUCGAACCAAAGCCUCUCCUGUCAGCUCAAUACGAAGCACUCAGCGACGAAGACUAAGACACAGAAGCAUUUUGGAGCUGUCGCGAAAACUGUCACGAAUGUAACGCAGCUGGACCUAGUGUCUUCUGUCUAAAUAAAUGUGCCGCCCCUUUCUCU